AUGGCUACGCCAGCUCAAGGUCUGGGCAAUGGCGACGCAGAGGUGCCGGAGACUCACGUUCUGGCCGUUGCCAGUCAUGUGACUGCAGGCUAUGUCGGCAACACAAUGGCGACUUUCUGCAUGCAAGCCCUGGGCUGCGAGGUGUCUGCGAUCCAUACCGUGAAUUUCAGCAACCACACCGCCUACAAGACCUUCAAAGGCCGCAAGACCCCACCCGAAGAAAUCGCCGACCUCUACACGGGCCUCAAGAAUGCGCGCCUCGACGACUUCGAAAUGCUCCUCUCCGGCUACUGCCCCUCGGCGGGCGUCAUCUCAGAAGUCGGCAAGAUCGGCCGAGACGCCAAACUCCGCGGGAGCACGAAACCGGGCUCGUUCUUCUGGAUUCUGGAUCCCGUCAUGGGCGAUAACGGACGCAUCUACGUCGCGGCAGAGUGUGUCCCGGCGUACAAGGGGUUGUUGAAAGAUGCGGAUUUGAUCCUGCCGAAUCAGUUUGAGGCGGAGCUGUUGAGUGAUGUGAAGAUUACGGAUUUUGGGAGUUUGGUGCAGGCGGUGGAGAAGUUGCAUACGGAGUAUACCCUGCCGCAUGUGUUGAUUACGUCGGUGAGGUUGCCUCCUACGGCUGCUUCGACGCCGAAGGUGGGUGAGGAGGACAAUGGGAAUGGGAAUACUGGCGCGAAGUUGUCGAUUGUGGGCUCGACGGCGACGUCUGAGGGCAAGCCGCGACUCUUCCGCAUCACGGUCCCAGCGCUCCCCAUCUUCUUCUCCGGCACAGGCGACAUGUUCGCCGCCCUCCUCGUCGCCCGCCUCCGCCAAGCCGUGCAAACCGCCGGUGUAGCCAACAAAUCCAGCUGGCAGAGCCCCGACGAUGUCUCCGGUCCAGACCUUCCCCUCGCGAAAGCCACGGAGAUGGUUCUGGCCAGUAUGCACGCCGUGCUAAAGGAUACGGAGAAGCAUUAUCAGGUUGUGGCGAAGGGGAUGGAGGGCGAGACGGAGUUGAAUGAGGGGACGGGCGAGGAGGCGGAGAGGGAGAGGGAGAUGGGGAGACAUUUGAAGUUGACCAGGGCGGCGGAGGUGAGGGUUGUGAGGAAUGUGGGUGCGCUGAGGAGUCCGCCGGAUUUGGGCAGGUUUAGGGCGGAGGGGGUUGUGGGGGAGUGA
Molecule: messenger RNA, 1155 nt
Organism: Zasmidium cellare ATCC 36951
Lineage: Eukaryota; Fungi; Ascomycota; Dothideomycetes; Mycosphaerellales; Mycosphaerellaceae
Exons: 4
Coding region: 1-1155 (384 amino acids)
Biological process (GO): pyridoxal 5'-phosphate salvage
Cellular component (GO): cytosol
Molecular function (GO): pyridoxal kinase activity
Source: RefSeq, a predicted model, not a curated record